Messenger RNA from Mobula hypostoma (lesser devil ray), 921 nucleotides. Its product is annotated as N-acetyllactosaminide beta-1,3-N-acetylglucosaminyltransferase 4-like. The coding region runs from base 1 to 921 and encodes 306 amino acids. Lineage: Eukaryota; Metazoa; Chordata; Chondrichthyes; Myliobatiformes; Myliobatidae. The transcript has a single exon. Gene Ontology annotation, molecular function: UDP-glycosyltransferase activity; hexosyltransferase activity. The record is from RefSeq and is a predicted model, not a curated record. Gene Ontology annotation, cellular component: Golgi membrane.
AUGACCGAGACAACCCUGUGCUUACCAAAUACGGAAUACUUCAACAAGUCUGCAACGCUGCCCAAGGUAUACCAGAACUUCUUGGAGUAUAAACACUGCAGAACUUUCCGGACUUUGCUGAAACCAAAGCAGUGUACAAAAGAAUUGUUUCUAUUAUUAGCUAUUAAAUCAUUAGCUUCCAACAUAGACAGGCGAGUCACAAUUCGAAACACCUGGGGAAAGGCAGGGGUUGCCAAUGGAGUUGAAAUCAAACUGGUGUUUCUUUUGGGCGAUAUCAAGGACUAUCGAGGUCAGCCACUGCAACAGAUGUUGGCCUAUGAGACCAGGCAGUUUGGUGACAUCCUUCAGUGGGACUUCCAGGACAGCUUUUUCAACUUGACGUUGAAGGAGAUUCACUUACUCCGAUGGUUUGCUGCAGACUGCCACUCGGCAAAGUUUGUUUUAAAGGGAGAUGAUGAUGUCUUUGUGAACACCAUGAAUGUACUGGAAUAUCUCAAGGGAUUGGACCCGAAUCAGGACCUUUUGGCUGGGCACAUCAUUUACAAUGCAAGACCCAAAAGGAAUAAGAAAAUUAAGUAUUUUAUUCCUGAGGUCAUGUACAAACAUAAAACAUACCCCCCCUACGCUGGUGGUGGUGGCUACAUAAUGUCUAGGAAAACUGUAUUACGCCUGCAUAAGGCAGCAUCCAAAAUAGAUCUUUUCCCAAUAGAUGAUGUGUUUGUCGGGAUGUGUUUGGUACAGUUGGGGAUAAGACCGACCCCACACAUGGGCUUCAAGACCCUUGGGGUACCUCACGCGUUUGCAUUUCACCCAUGCUUAUAUAAAGACCUCAUCGUGGUGCACAAACUGAACCCGGCAGAAAUGUGGAUGAUGUGGAGUUUAGUGACUGACACAAAAUAUAAGUGUGCGAAGAUGAAAUGA